UAGUCAAAAUUCAUUACUCGCUAUUGUAUAUCAAAUAAUAUUUCAUUGAAGAUCAACCUUAAGACGACGACAGGACAUUGGUGGCUCCUGUCAAAGGUUGAUCGAAUGGAUUUUAAUGUCAGUGAACGUAUCUUAUAAUAAGUUAAAUUGUGAGUGAUAAAACAAAAGUUUUAUCGUUAUCAUCUAUUCUUAGUGUGAAGUUUAAAAAAUAAAUACUUGUUUUCAAUGGCGCAGGAAGAUUCAACCAAGCCAAUUCCCAAUCAAUUUAAACUUUUACCAAAAAUAAUAAAUGGAGGAAUUGCCGGAAUUAUCGGCGUAUCUGUAGUUUUUCCUCUAGAUUUGGUAAAAACACGUUUACAAAAUCAAGUAAUUGGACCACAUGGCGAACGUAUGUAUAGCUCGAUGUUCGAUUGUUUUAAGAAGACUUAUAAAGCAGAAGGCUAUUUUGGAAUGUACAAAGGAUCCGGCGUAAAUAUUUUAUUAAUUACUCCGGAAAAAGCCAUUAAACUCACUGCCAAUGACACAUUUAGACAUUAUCUCUCCACUGGUCCUGGCCAGCAACUGCCAUUACAACGUGAAAUGUUGGCCGGAGGCUUAGCAGGAGCUUGUCAAAUAGUUAUUACUACUCCAAUGGAAUUACUUAAAAUCCAGAUGCAAGAUGCAGGUAGAGUUGCUGCAGCUGCAAGAGAAUCUGGAAAGACUGUACCAAAAGUAUCAGCGUUAUCUUUAACUAAGGAUCUUCUUAGACAAAGAGGAAUACUAGGACUUUAUCAAGGAACUGGAGCAACGGCACUAAGAGAUGUUACGUUUUCCAUUAUUUACUUUCCUUUGUUUGCUAGACUAAAUAAUCUUGGACCAAAGCGAGAAGAUGGAUCAUCUGUAUUUUGGUGUUCGUUUCUUGCUGGUUGUGUAGCUGGAUCCACAGCUGCAUUAUUAGUCAAUCCUUUUGAUGUAAUUAAAACAAGGUUACAAGCUAUUAAGAAAGCACCUGGUGAACCUACAUAUGAUGGUGUAAUAGAUUGCAUUAGAAAAACAUUUGUUAACGAAGGAACCGUUGCAUUCUUUAAAGGAGGUGCAUGCAGAAUGAUUGUCAUAGCACCAUUAUUUGGAAUUGCACAAACUGUUUACUACCUAGGAGUUGCAGAGUGGAUUUUAGGUUUAAAAUAAAAGAAAGUUAAUAUAUGUGCAAGCGGUACCAUUCAAUUACUCUGGGAAACCGACAAUAAUUGGCAUAGAAAUAUAUUUAAAUGUGUCGUUUAAAAGCUAUCUCAUUAACAUAUUACAUCUAAUGCUAUUAGAUUGUCGCAUAUUUCCAUAUCUUCUAUACAGCUGCUUGUCAUUUUCUUUGUAUAAUAAAGAACUACAAAUGCAUAUUUUGUAGUUCAAAAUGAUCGAAGUUACUUCUAAUGUAUAGCUUAUAUUAUUUAAUCGAAUCACAGCUUCUAUCAUGCACCAAAAGCAAGUUGAACUUUGUACUGAUUUUGAGAAAUAUUAUAUGUAUGUAUACGUGUAUAUAUAUAUGUGUGUGUGUGUGUAUAUAUAUAUAUAUAUACACAUACA
Molecule: messenger RNA, 1560 nt
Organism: Vespula pensylvanica (western yellowjacket)
Lineage: Eukaryota; Metazoa; Arthropoda; Insecta; Hymenoptera; Vespidae
Product: mitochondrial glutamate carrier 1-like
Exons: 8
Coding region: 226-1167 (313 amino acids)
Biological process (GO): malate-aspartate shuttle; aspartate transmembrane transport; L-glutamate transmembrane transport
Molecular function (GO): L-glutamate transmembrane transporter activity; L-aspartate transmembrane transporter activity
Source: RefSeq, a predicted model, not a curated record